Molecule: messenger RNA, 523 nt
Organism: Rhizophagus irregularis DAOM 181602=DAOM 197198
Lineage: Eukaryota; Fungi; Glomeromycota; Glomeromycetes; Glomerales; Glomeraceae
Source: RefSeq, a predicted model, not a curated record
AUCAUCACCAUCAUCAUCAUCAUCAAUUACAGAUGAAGAAUUAAUGGGAAAUCCUGGAGAUACAUGUUGUGCAAUACAUUUAGAAAUGUUUGUAAAAAAAUUCCCAACAUCAUUACCAUUUGGUUGGCGUACUAAAGAAUAUAUUCCAACAAUUUUAUUACCAGGUGAAAAUCCUUGUGAUAUUAAACAAGCAAAAUUUGGUAUGGGAAUGAUUUUAGGUUAUAAAUUAUCUCCCUGUACUAACAUUUUGGCAAAGGAUAUAUUCAAAUUUCAAGCUGAUGAUGAUGAUAAUGAUGAUAAUAAUAAUGAAGUUAACGUUAGUGGGGUUAAUGAAAGAAGAGAAGGAAAUACUCUCUCUCCUUCAAGUUCGACUUCAAGUGAUUUACAUAUGAGCGUUGGUCCUAGUAAUGGUGUUGAAUUAAUUUAUUUAAAUGUACCAAGAGAAGUCAUGUUAGAAUUAAUGGAUGCAUUGGAUAUUCUUGCUGGUUCGUUAUCAUUAUUACUUUAUAUCUGAUAUGUAAAU